AUGGAUAGCUUUCGUUCAUAUCAUUCAGAGUCAGAAGAAUCCUGAAACAAUAAACUUAACAGAUCUUUUGAAGAGACUAAACAGUACCCAGAUCUUGAGGACAUUCCAGAUAUUAGGGUAGAAAAAGACUGCGUUGAAGAGACUAAAUCUAUAGAGCCUGAAGAUUCUAAUCUUCAACCCGAAAAAUCAAGAGUUGUACUAGAAGCCAAGACUUGGAUCAAUGGAACACAUGGUCUGUUUAGUUAUGACACCAAAGAAAUUAAAUAAUAAAACUUACCGUAUUUAUUCUCCUGGCAAACUAAUCAGAAAUGGGCUUAAAAUUAAUUAUAAAGAAACAACUCAAGAGUAUGUUGCAAGUGCAGAUGAAACAGUUUUACUAAAUUUGGAGAAUCCAUCUGAAAAUACCUACACUAUCAAGCCGGUUAAUACUAAUAAGCAGAAUGAUCGCAUCUGGACCGUGAUCAAAGAACUUGGCUCUCAUGAAUAUAAGAUAGAAGGUCAUGAUAUCUUUAAGCUUGGCAAGAUGAAGUUUAGAGUCAAGGAGUUUAGAACACCCGAUUGUUAUUUUACCGAAACAGAUUCGCCUUCCCCUCACGAAGGGUUUGAUAAAGAUGAUGAUGUUGAAGAUCCAGAUCAACUUUCUGAUGAAGAAUUAAAAAUUGGCAAGGAUAAUUGUAUAUUUUGAAGAAAGACUAAUGACUUUGUAUCAAAUCUCGUUUUGGUAUCAUGAAGUUGAGGUGAACCAAGUGAAGAAAUUGAAAUAAAAAGACCAGAUGAUCCUGAAGUGCCAUACAUAAUUAUCGAAUGGUUGAAUCCAACUAGCUCUCUAAGAACAGUCCACACAAUUGUGUUCGAGGAUGCAGAAGAGCCCUUCUGCUUAGGAAGAGGACAUGAAGCUGACCUUAGAAUUAACUGUAUUUCUGUAUCAAGAAAACACGCAGCCUUUAAAUUCCGGGAAGAUGGGUUCUACAUGGUCGAUCUUAAAAACAAGUACGGUACACUUGUACUAGAGAGAGGAGCACUGGAGAUAUGCGAGGGUGUACAAAGGACCAUACAGAUAGGCCAUACUGUUAUUGAUGUGAAGUUUGAGGUCCUACAGCAGGGACAUUCAUUUAAACCUCCAAUUGAGGAGGGGAAUUUAGGUGCAAAUGUGGCAAAUGCAAACGAAGGCCAUUUUUACGAAGAUAUGAGCAAUAGCCUUGGCUCCAUUGGUACUGACAGCGAGAAUCAUCAGAGAAAUUCUGAUAGCCAUUGGAUAGAUGCUAAUUUAAUUAGUACUUCAGACAGUAAUAAUUUUUAA
Messenger RNA from Moneuplotes crassus, 1300 nucleotides. NCBI's taxonomy places the organism in Eukaryota, Ciliophora, Spirotrichea, Euplotida, Euplotidae. The record is from the annotation of a GenBank genome assembly.